Molecule: messenger RNA, 6998 nt
Organism: Oncorhynchus kisutch (coho salmon)
Lineage: Eukaryota; Metazoa; Chordata; Actinopteri; Salmoniformes; Salmonidae
Product: transcription factor AP-1-like
Exons: 2
Coding region: 620-1687 (355 amino acids)
Biological process (GO): regulation of cell cycle; regulation of transcription by RNA polymerase II; regulation of cell population proliferation
Cellular component (GO): transcription regulator complex
Molecular function (GO): DNA-binding transcription factor activity, RNA polymerase II-specific; RNA polymerase II cis-regulatory region sequence-specific DNA binding; transcription factor binding
Source: RefSeq, a predicted model, not a curated record
AGAGAGGGAGAGAAGGGCGUAUGGUAUUAAUCGGCCAAGCAGAAAGCCCCAGUCCAACUGACAGCGGCGGCUAGCAGACGAGGCAACGAGAGAGGCAGAAGAGAAGCCCGAUUUCUCCAAUGUCAACAGUCUAUAUUCUAAGGCAGUGAAAUAUAUACAAAUAAUUAACGGGAUGAUGAUAUUAAUUUUUCCUGAUGAUUUUUGUUUAACACACGGAUAUCAGAUUCAUUAUUAAUAGACCAUCUGCCUACACACACUCGAACCGGAACACCGGUUUACAGGCAGCGUGCGUGGGUAACGUCUACGGUACGAUGGAUGGUAUUCUGUGUCAAUAUCGAUCGGUGUGACUACCUCGAGUCACCUUUGAGUCACUGGAUUGUUUCACGUGAAGGUUUAUUUCUCGAAACGCAACGUGAGUAGGCUAAUCAACUAGUCAUCGUACUGAACGGGCUUUCCUGUCACCAACGGGGUGGAAUUGAGAAACCUUCGCUUAUUGUGGCCCGAAUUCUUUAUUGGAAUAUUUUUGAACAGAAACAGUUUAUUGGGAAAUGACCUAGUCUUCACAGGACCAUUUCAACCGGAACUAAUCAGAUGAUGAAGAUUCCGUCUCCCUGCGUCAAUGACGGCUAAAAUGGAUACCCCUUUCUACCACGACGAAGCCCCAGGUAUUCCUCACAACUUCGGACAACACCAUGCAGAUUACCAACGUUACCAGGGCCACAAGAUGAUGAGUAAGAAGGUGGCACAUAACUUCUCAGGCGGUUCCCACAGCAGCCUGAAACUGUCACAAAGCCAGCCGGGGAGUAACUGUAAUAUCAAUCCUAAUAAUUUGGGAGGGAUUAACAGCAACACAAACAGCUCGUUAAUGCCCGGCGGCUUGUCAGAUAUGAACCUUCUGAAGCUAGCCUCCCCUGACCUCGAGCACCUCAUCAUCCAGUCUAACCAGGGCCUAGUGACGACAUCUCCUGUCCCCAACCCUAACGGAGGUAACCCCUUCAUGUACCGGAACAACGCCACUAACGAACAGGAGGGUUUUGCCGAUGGGUUCGUCAAAGCCCUGGCGGAUCUUCAUAAACAGAACCAGCUGGUUGGAGCUCCCGUGUCCCCUUCCUCCUCUAUGCAAGGCCCCUACCAGAGGAACAUCAUGUCUGCAGGAGACCUGCCCAUCUAUACCAACCUCAGCAGCUACAACCCGAACCACCCCAGCCAUAUAUCAUCAUCCUACCCAGGGGGCCAGAUGCCCGACAGCUACCCAGGCCAUGGCCCCCACAGACUUGGAGGCCAGGGACCCCACAAUCCCCACAACAGGGGGUUGGACGCCCCUCAGACUGUCCCAGAGGUCCCUCAUCCUCCCGGGGACCCCACCUCCUCCCCUCCCUCGCUCUCUCCCAUCGAACUGGAGACCCAGGAGAGGAUCAAGGCCGAGAGGAAGAAACUACGUAACCGGAUCGCGGCGUCUAAGUGUCGUAAAAGGAAGCUGGAGCGGAUCUCCAGGCUAGAGGAGAAGGUGAAGGUUCUGAAGACCCAGAACUGUGACCUGACCUCCACCGCCUCGGUACUGAGGGAACAGGUGGCCCAGCUCAAACAGAAAGUCAUGAAUCACGUCACCAAUGGCUGCCAGAUAGCAGUGAGUUCAGCCACCCUGCAGGCCAACAGCACCAGGGAGAGGGACAGCACCAACUGUUGAUCAACGGACUGUACUGUACAGGGAUGAGAAGUGUAUUUUUUUGUUCUGUUGCUCUGAGUCAGUCCUCUAUAAAGGAGGUAGUACCUCUACUGUACAGGGAUGAGGAGUGUUGUGAUGGUAAGUGAAAUAUGCUAACUACGUGAGUGGUUGGGGAGAAUCCCACCUCUCUAUGCUAACCGCUAACUACGUGAGUGGUUGGGGAGAAGGGAGAAUCCCACCUCUCUAUGCUAACUGCUAACUACGUGAGUGGUUGAGGAGAAGGGAGAUUCCCACCUCUCUAUGCUAACUGCUAACUACAUGAGUGGUUGAGGAGAAGGGAGAAUCCCACCUCUCUAUGCUAACUGCUAACUCAUUGAGUGGUUUUAGGAGAAGGGAGAAUCCCACCUCUCUAUGCUAACUGCUAACUACGUGAGUGGUUGGGGAGAAGGGAGAAUCCCACCUCUCUAUGCUAACUGCUAACUACGUGAGUGGUUGAGGAGAAGGGAGAAUCCCACCUCUCUAUGCUAACUGCUAACUCAUUGAGUGGUUUUAGGAGAAGGGAGAAUCCCACCUCUCUAUGCUAACUGCUAACUACGUGAGUGGUUGGGGAGAAGGGAGAAUCCCACCUCUCUAUGCUAACUACGUGAGCGGUUGGGGAGAAGGGAGAAUCCCACCUCUCUAACCUCUACAGACACUUUGAGUUGUAGUAGUAACACAACAAGACAUUUCACUUUUAUUUUGCCCUCGCGCAGCCCUGAAAGUGACCAAAGCACCUCUGUUUAACAGGAGAUUAUCACAUGAAAACCUCUGCUUAACAGGAGAGUACCACAUGAAAACCUCUGCUUAACAGAAGAGUACCACAUGAAAACCUCUGCUUAACAGAAGAGUACCACAUGAAAACCUCUGCUUAACAGAAGAGUACCACAUGAAAACCUCUGCAUAACAGAAGAGUGCCACAUGAAAACCUCUGCUUAACAGGAGAGUACCAGACUGACGACUGCAGUCUACAACACUGAACCAUGUAACCAUUAGAAGAGUGAGGAGCGGAGGAUAUUGUGCCUCUAGUAUACAGUUCAGUAGGUCCCGGGUGUUUGUGGUAAACAGGAAGUAUAAUAACUGAGAGAGUAUGAAACAUCCGGGGUUCCCAUCACCUCAGAACAAGAAUUUCUACGUUCUAGGUCAUCUCUAUGAUAAAAAAAGAAUAUGCAUCAAAACACUGUUCUAUUAUAUUUUUAUCUGAGUAUUGUCAGUUAUAAUUGUCAUUAUCUGAGUAUUGCCAAAUAUAAUUGGCAUUACCUGAGUAUUGUCACUUAGAAUUGUCAUUACCUGAGUAUUGUCAGGUAUAAUUGUCAUUAUCUGAGUAUUGCCAGAUAUAAUUGGCAUUACCUGAGUAUUGUCAGUUAUAAUUGUCAUUACCUGAGUUUUGUCAGGUAUAAUUGUCAUUACCUGAGUCAGAUGAUAAGGUUACAUCUGUAGUUUGACUUUAGAACAAAUGACAAUUAAUGGUACUGGAAGAGUCUCGUGUGGCACCUCAAGGCCCUGAUCAUACUCAUUCUACGCUGUAGUUUGAAGUUAUGGGAAUUUAAGCUUUUUCCGCUUUAAAACAAAAAUAUAAUUGGUCAAAGUAUCACAAUGUUGUUGAUCAAAUCCAUCGGGCUUAAUAAUGUGAUGUAGAUAAGAGGUGCAGAUUUAUUUCUUUGAGUCACUUUAGUCUCUUGUCUUGGAAUAUAUUAUCUGUCUGUUUAGAAUUGUGCAAUGUGUGUAUGAGAUGACAGCAAAACCAACCUCUUGAGACUUUCAACUCUAAGGGUUGGAUACAAUCCGUAUUGCCAAAGUAUUGCCGAAUAUCCGCGUUAUAGCUUGUUUGAAAUUUAAAGACAAUGUUCCCGCGUUUGCAGAGACUGCAUUCACGGUAAAAGAUGCAUAUGUCGGCUUAAUCGGAAAUGACCUUUUCAUUUUAACACGGAUCUUGUGCGAUCCGGAUUGAAUCCAGACCUAAAUGUGUUUUUUAUUAAAUAACUGUGUUCAUGUGAAACAGACAGAAGCUUCUGGUGAUAUAUAAAUAGUUUAAAUAGAUUUAAACCAAUCACAUCUUUGUAAGAUUACUAUUGGUUGUCAUUUUGGAACAUGGCUGAUUCAUUUUGGAACCUUGGUAAUUCAUUUUGGAACCUUGGUAAUUCAUUUUGGAACCUUGGUAAUUAAUUCAUUUUGGAACCUUGGUAAUUCAUUUUGGAACCUUGGUAAUUCAUUUUGGAACCUUGGUAAUUCAUUUUGGAACCUUGGUAAUUCAUUUUGGAACCUUGGUAAUUCCUUUUGGAACCUUGGUAAUUCAUUUUGGAACCUUGGUAAUUCAUUUUGGAACCUUGGUAAUUCUGAAAGAUUUUCCUCCAUUCCAACCAAAAUACCCUUUGCACUGUUCUUCCUGUGAUGUUGACCUAUAGGUUUUAGUGUAGGAGUCUAAUGAUGUUCAAUGUGGUAACAUUGUGGAUCAGUGCUGUGUUAACCUGAACUACACUGUGUCAGAGAUACAUUUUCACAUACAUUUUAGAUAAACUUGUUGUGUUAAUAGACAGACGGACGGACGGGCGGACGGGCGAACAGACAGACAGACAAGAGGCUUCUUGAGAAUGCAGCAAGCUACGAUGAAGUAACAAGACAAGGGCUUUUAAUCAAUAGAUAGAUAAUGAUUUUAUUUCUUGUUUUAUAACAUUUCUGGAGCAAUUUAUUUACGCAAAAUGUAUCUUUGGUAUUUAUGUUUUUGGGGAAAUAUGAUAUUGCACAUAAAUGAAAACAUGAAAUCUUGUGUGAUAUUUAUCUGUGGUCUCAACAUGGACUCUGUGUUGACAUGUUUCUACGAACUAUGUCAUACUUUAUUUAAAAUGUUUUCCUAUGAUUGUCGAUAAAGUAUUUAAAUCAUAUACUAAGCGCUCCACUUUCUAUAUGAAUUAGUUUAACUUCUUCACAAAAACAAUGAUUUAAUGCAGUGGACCAACAUGGCAACUUAAAGAAAACUGUUUUGUUGAUUGAUGCUUAAACAUUUUUGAAAGAUAUCUUUAAGUCUCUAUACUGUAAGUACUAUUACAUAGUUGGUGCACUGAAUGUACUUCCCUAUAAUUACAGUAUAUACAUAAACAAUGGUAUUUAUGUACACAGAGUGUACAAAACAUUAGGAACACCUUAAUAUUGAGUUGUAUCACCCUUUUGCCCUCAGAACAGCCUCAGUUCGUCGGGACAUGGACUCUACAAGGUGUCGAAGCCGUUCCACAGGAAUGCUGGCCCCAUUUUAACUCCAAUGCUUCCCACAGUUGUGUCAAGUUGGCUGGAUGUCUUUUGGGUGGUGAACCAUUCUUGAUCCACACGGGAAACUGUUGAGAGUGAAAAACCCAGCAGGGUUAAAGUUCACGACUCAAACCGGUGCGUCUGGCACCUACUACAAUACCCCAUUCAAAGGCACUUUAUAAUUGUGUCUAGCCCAUUAACCCUCUGAAUGGAACACAUACACAAUACAUGUCUCAAUUGUCUCAAGGCUUAAAAAUCCUCCUUUCACCCCGUCUCCUCCCCUUCAUCUGAUUUAAGUGUAUUUAGCAAAUGAAAUCAAUAAGGGAUCUUUCACCUGGACAGUCUAUGUCAUGGAAAGAGCAGGUGUUCUUAAUGUUUUGUACACUCAGUGUAUGUCUUAGUCUGGAGAGAAAUAAAUAAAAAAGCGAAUAGUCAAGACAGACUUCAAAUCUCUUAAAUAAUUUUUGUGAACGUCGAGGAAAAUAUGUAUUUUUUAAACUUGAAUAAGGCUUUUGAAGUCAAUUAUGAUAAUGAUUAUAUUUUUGUACAAAAUGUAUUCAACAUUGUUACAGUUCAAUGAUUGAGUGAAAAGGAUGAGUUAAACCUUCUGACAUGUUGGUGUGAUUGUUAUAGUUCCAUAAUAUACAUGAUUUAUUGAGGUGGAUGUUUCAAAUAAUAUUUUUUUGUAUGUACUGAAGUAGGUGUGUGCACAUAGGAACACUACUCUUUGUCGUGUAAAGUCAUCUUGUGUCGAUUUCAGUCAAAUAGUAGUCAUACGUUUCAUAAUUUUUUCCCCCAGGAUAAGUCAGAUUUAAAAAAAAAAGGUUGUUUGAUGGGACUAGGAAGGUUGUGUUCAAUCGACGCUGUGUGUGGAUCUUUCCUUCCUGAAAAGAGCUGCUCCUCUUUGAGGAGAAGGUUUAGUUUAGUUUCUCAGACUGUUUUUCAUUUUCAGUAACUGAGCCAAUCUGAGACAUGUCUUUUUUAUACACGUGAGAGAAGGAAUGUCAAGCAGUAGAAUCUACAAACAACUGUCUGUGAUUUGGUGCCGGUUUGACAUUUAUUUUUUUCUCCAGUUAACCUGGUGAUUUGUUAGGCUAAAGCGAUGAUAACAUUUUAAAGCGCGCUAAUACAGGUAUUUGGAGAUGACCUGAUUUAAAAUUGUAAGCACCCUGACCCCUCAUGAUCAAGCCAAAGAUAAUAGUUUAUCAGCACUUACACAAUAACAUGGAAUACUUCUUUGCAAAAGAAACAUUGGUCUCAAUGGGACUUUGCUGCUUAAGUUUAUACGUGUUGAUUUGAGACAGUCAUAGAUACCCAAGUUGUAAGUGUAACAUGGCGUAUGUGAGCGUUGAACUGCCUCCGUCUGCCUAGAGGCCCAGGGACCCAGAGGCCCAGGGACCCAGAGGCCCAGGGACCCAGAGGCCCAGGGACCCAGGCUUUUUGUUUUGUGGUACAGGUGGUUAGGUGCUCACCUCUGCACUGUAAGAGACAGUGUUUGACAAGCGGCUACCUUUUCUGAAUAAAAUGACAACACAUUGAAUAUACAGCCAUACAUAAAGUCACUUGUAAGGUAGACAAGUGGCUACACCGUCUGAAUAAGUUAACAGAACAUUGAAGAUAAGUUGUGUUUAUUCACUACGACGACGAUGAUGAGAAACACUAUUUCGCUGUAAAGGAUCAAUAAGGGUUUUAAAGGGAAGUCAAGCUGUAGUUUAUGACAUCAUAUCCUGUUGAGCACUGACACAGCUGUUGGUGUGUACCCAAGGGAAAAUUCUAUGUCAGAGGGUGCGUCUGAAAAUUGCACCCUGAUACAUGAAUUUUCUGUGGAAUAAGGUGCCAUUUUGGGACAGUAGCCGUCUGAAUAUAGUUGGCUGUACAAUGAGAGGGAAACAUGUCUAUCGGCUACAGGGCGACUUGCCUUGGUUUAAACUGUUGUUUCGACUGAUUUCUUUUGGUUUUCAAUGUGCCGUCUUCUUGAAAAAGUGUUCAUUGUUUCCUUGAAUGAUUUUUUAAAAAUCAAACCAAUAAAAGGAGCAUGUUUCUGAAACAGGAA